AUGACUGCUCAACAUCCCGACUUCGACCAACUUCCGCUGGACAAGACUGGCCCUCGGGGUAAUGCAUGGGGACUUUUGGGCAAAGACGACCAGCUGGGUACUCUGAACUAUUUGACAGAUGAGGUAGUUGGACAAGCAGCGAGAGAGAACUUCAAGACUGGGACCAGGCUGUCAUUGAAUUGGUCAAUGAAGGGAGCCUCAUACCCGAAAUUCGCUCGCAAGAACCUGGAACUUAGAUUGAUCAAUAAGGCGCCCCUGAAGCAUGCUCAUGAUGAUGAAUGGAGCUUCAAUUCACAAUGCAGUUCUCAGUGGGAUGGCUUCCGACAUUAUGCUUAUCAAAAUGAAGCAUUGUACUACAUGGGCCGCAAAGCCGAAGAAUUUGCCGCAUCGGACCACCCAAAUAGUAUCCACCAUGUCUCGGCCAAAGGCAUCGCGGGCCGCGCUGUCUUCAUUGACUGGUACUCAUGGGCCCUCGCUCAGGGCUUGGAAAUUGAUGCAAUGUCAUCAUACGAGAUCCCCUUUGACCAGAUCGCCAAAACUCUGGAGUUUCAAAACAUGAGCCUUGACUUUUUGCGAGCGGGGGACAUCAUCGUUAUCCGGUUCGGAUAUCUGUAUCAGUACGAGAAUAUGGACGCUGCUAAGCGCGAGUAUCUUGAUAAGCUUUACCAAACGCAAAAGCCUGACAACAUUGGUCUCAAGCCAUCUGAAGAACUCCUAAAAUUCCUCUGGGAUACCAAGAUUGCAGCGAUCUGUGGAGAUGCACGUUCAUUGGAAGUCUGGCCAUGUAAAGAUCUGGAAUGGCACUUGCAUGAGUGGCUUCUGGCGGGCUGGGGUAUGCCCAUCGGAGAACUAUUCUACCUGGAAGAACUUGCCAAAACAUGCAAGACACUAGGGAGAUACACUUUCUUCAUGUCAAGUUCGCCGAUGAAUGUACCUGGCGCUGUUGCAAGCCCGCCAAAUGCCCUUGCGUUCUUUUGA
Fusarium fujikuroi IMI 58289 is the source of this 978-nucleotide messenger RNA. RefSeq lists its product as uncharacterized. The record is from RefSeq and is a predicted model, not a curated record. Gene Ontology annotation, molecular function: arylformamidase activity. The transcript has 6 exons. Lineage: Eukaryota; Fungi; Ascomycota; Sordariomycetes; Hypocreales; Nectriaceae. The coding region runs from base 1 to 978 and encodes 325 amino acids.